AUGUCCAUACGCGUCCUUCUCAAAGACUAUCCGCACCGUGCCAUCGCCCUCUCCACAGCGACCCACGCCCUCGUCCUGCGCCAUAGCCCGACCUCGACCGAGCACAAUGGCAAUGCAUCCACUGCAUCUCUUGGGAGCAAUGGCGCAGGCGCAGCGCGCUGCAUGGUCGAGUUUGCGCGCCUCGAUGAUAUGGAUCUAGGCGACUAUCGCGCGCUCAAUAGUGUGAAUGCGCAUGGCACGCUGGGCCUCAUCACGGUGAAUGGCGACGUGUUCCUGGUGGUCGUCAAUGGCAGCAGGAAGGUUGCCGACGUGCGGCCAGGGGAGACGGUGCAACGCAUACACAGCGUGGGUUUCUAUUGCUUGAACAGCGCAAGCUACGAUGCCCUGCUGAACGAUGAGGUCAACCCAUACCCCACCGACACCAUCGAUGAGGAGGGAUAUGAGAUGGGCUUCGGGCGGGGCAAGUCUGAGAAUCCCAUGGAGCACCCGUGUCUGGCCCUCAAGAAGCUGCUCAGCAGCGGGACUUUUUAUUACAGCUCCGACUUCGAUAUGACGCGAAGACUGCAGGAGAGGUCUUCGGAUGCUGCCACUGUCUCCAUUGACAGCUUGGACGCCGGCUUUCUGUGGAACUCGUACAUGAUCCAACCGUUGGUCGACUUCAGAUCGAGACUGGCUCAAAGAGAAAAGCAGGCGCUGGACGCUUCAGGCAUCCUCACUUCUGCUAUCCGCGGCUUUGCCCUUACGGUCACCGUACCCUCGUCUUCGUCUCCUGUGCGAGCCCCAAGAUCCGGACUGCCUUCGCAGAUGACGCUCAUCUCGAGAUUGUCUUGUCGGAGAGCCGGAACCAGGUUCAAUGCCCGAGGCAUCGAUGAUGAUGGCAAUGUCGCCAAUUUUGUCGAAUCCGAAACCAUCUUCUACGCACCAACCGGCCUCUGCUUCUCGUACACCCAGGUCCGGGGAAGCGUGCCGCUGUUCUGGGAGCAGGCGACUGGACUGCUCCCCGGGCAACAAAAGAUCACAAUCACCCGAUCGCCGGAAGCUACCCAACCGGCCUUUGAUAAGCACUUCGAACAUCUGGAGCUCAGCUAUGGUGCUAUACACGUGGUUAACCUUCUUAGUAAUGAAAAGCCGAAUGAACUAGAGUUGACCCAUAGGUACCGCCAUCACAUAAGGCAGAGCCCUAUGAACUACGCGCACGAACAGAGCAAGGAGCAUGAACUUAUCAAGCUCACCGAAUACGAUUUUCACGCCGAGACCAGGGGACCUGGCGGGUAUGAGAUGGCGAGUAUGAUUCAGCAGUGGAUACGUGAUUCUGCAGACGGCUUUGCAUAUUAUCUUUCUGAGGAUAUAGAAGAACAUGCGAGAUCGAAUGGGAACGAUUAUGUUGUUCGAAGACCGACUACGAUUCUGCAACAAGAGGGCGUGUUUAGGACCAAUUGCCUGGACUGCUUGGACCGAACGAACCUUGUUCAAACCAUAAUCAGCAGAAUGGCUCUGGAGAUUCUCUUCAAUCACAAGACAUUGGGGGCCAGCCAGGACUUCUGGGCCAGGCAUUCGAGCAUGUGGGCAGAUAACGGGGAUGCGUUAUCACGGAUAUAUGCCGGAACAGGAGCCCUAAAGUCUUCAUUCACAAGACAUGGGAAAAUGUCGCUUGCUGGGGCCCUAGCCGACGCUAGAAAGAGCGCUACGCGCAUGUAUAUCAAUAAUUUUGCGGACAAAGGGCGGCAGAACACUAUCGACAUGUUACUUGGUCGCCUAAUGGGCCAGGUGCCGGUGCACUUGUAUGAUCCCAUCAAUGACUUUGUCAUUGCCGAACUCAACAAGCGCUCAGCCGAAUUCACAGAAAGUGAAGUUAUACACAUCCUCGCCGGGACCUUCAACCUCAACGGGAAGACACAUGGCCUUCAUGAAGACCUGGCACCCUGGUUGUGUCCAGAGGUAGUAUCUUCUCAACAGUGCCCGGAAAUCGUUGCCGUGGGUUUCCAAGAGAUAGUUGAGUUGAGUCCGCAACAAAUCAUGUCUACAGAUCCGGCGAGGCGGCAGGCUUGGGAGUCUGCUGUUAGGAAUUGCCUCAACGAAAAUGCGGCGAAACACGGUCAGGAAGAGUAUGUCCUGCUAAGAGGCGGACAACUCGUAGGCGCAAGUCUGUCAGUGUUUGUCAAAGCAGGAUCGCUGAAGAGCAUCAAAAACGUUGAAGGGAGUCUGAAAAAGACCGGCAUGUCUGGCAUGGCGGGCAACAAAGGGGCCGUGGCUAUCCGCAUGGAAUACGCUAAUACCUCAAUAUGUUUCGUGACGGCGCACCUUGCAGCUGGGUUCGCAAACUACGAGGAGAGAAACCGAGACUACAAAACGAUCAGCCAUGGUUUGCGGUUCCAAAGGAACCGAUCAAUCGAGGAUCACGACACAGUAAUUUGGCUCGGAGACUUCAAUUAUCGAAUAGGCUUGAGCAACGAAAAGGUACAGAAACUGUGCCAUGUUGGUGAUUUUGAGACGCUGUACGAGAACGACCAGCUGAACCUCCAGAUGGUCGCUGGCCUGACCUUCCCUUAUUAUUCCGAGGCCCGCAUCACCUUCCUCCCUACAUACAAAUACGACAUCGGGACCGACACCUACGAUACGUCCGAGAAAGCUCGUAUCCCUGCCUGGUGUGACCGCAUUCUUCGCAAAGGUGAUAAUAUCCGCCAGAUUAACUAUGACUGCGCUCCACUCCGCUUUUCGGACCACCGCCCUGUGUAUGCAACCUUUCAGUGUCUGAUCAACAAAAUCGAUGAAAAACGUAAAGACCAACUUAGCCAAGAGCUAUACGGCAAGCGAAAGGAAGUCGUUGGCGAUACGCGCGCAUCUAGUGGAGCGGCUAUGGAAGACACCGAUGACGAGGAUCUGUUAGGAUAUGAGAGCGUAGAACCUGGUUUACCACCUGCAAGUUCAGAUCGACGGAAAUGGUGGCUCGAUAACGGGCUCCCAGCACGCUCGAGAGUGCAACCAUCCAGCAAUGAUCACUUUCCCAAUCCCAAGCGGCCCAGUAAUCCUUUCACGCCUUCACCAGAGCCUGAUUGGGUCGAAGUCCGGACAACGGGAAGACCGGAGCCACCACCAGCCAGAGGUACGCAACGAGCACAUACAGUAGACUUCAACGACGUAGGGACGAGUGUACCGAGCAGCGUAGCAAACCCUGCCACAAGCCUCCGACCCUCAAGAGCACCUAAUCCCACUGCACGGAAGCUCAUAGCUCCACCCUUUAACGUCGGCCCGCCAUCAUUUACCAAUGCAAGCAACAGUCCUUCAGUUUCCCACCUAGACGGGCCUACCGAUUUGAGACGUACCCCCUCCGCCGCAUCUACCCGCUCCCUGCCAGCACUUCACCAUCGCCCUACCCAUCCAACUCCAGCUCCCAAUCGCACACGAGAGAUUUCCCGCAAAGCAGCACCGCCAAUCCCCACCAAGAAGCCUUCGCUUCACGGGACGCCUACUGCGCCACCUCUACGCUACCGUGAUGAACCCGAUUCAGGCGCCUUCUCCGACCCUGACCACAGUCGACCGCUACCACCGCCCCCUCGUCGCUCGAUGGCCGAGAGGAGGCCUGUAGGGAUGGGCAAUGGUGUGGGGAGUCUGAUCGAUGCCAGUGAUGAGAGGCCAGCGUUACCACCAAGGACCGGGACCGGGCUGAGUGCACGAGGGAGAAAUCUGAUGGACGAGGAACCGGAGGACAUGAAUCUGAAAGGGUGGGAGGUGCUGAGGCCGGCGAGAUAA
Didymosphaeria variabile is the source of this 3750-nucleotide messenger RNA. RefSeq names its product Inositol-1,4,5-trisphosphate 5-phosphatase 1 (gene syj1). Gene Ontology annotation, biological process: phosphatidylinositol dephosphorylation. NCBI's taxonomy places the organism in Eukaryota, Fungi, Ascomycota, Dothideomycetes, Pleosporales, Didymosphaeriaceae. The record is from RefSeq and is a predicted model, not a curated record. The coding region runs from base 1 to 3750 and encodes 1249 amino acids. Gene Ontology annotation, molecular function: phosphatidylinositol-3,5-bisphosphate 5-phosphatase activity; phosphatidylinositol-4,5-bisphosphate 5-phosphatase activity. Gene Ontology annotation, cellular component: membrane; cytoplasm. The transcript is spliced from 3 exons.